CUUCAGAUGCCCUAAGAAAGAAAAUCCUGCUUGUUCAGCAAGUCUUUCAAAUUUAUCUUCUCCACUAUAAAAAGGAGUAAAAACCCCAAUUAAACCACAGCAAAGCAAAAAUGGCGGCCAUCGGAAAAUUUUCUCUUCUGGCGGCGAGGAUCCCCACUAACCUUCUUACCAGAGAUCUCUCCCGGAACUUGCGUCUUUCUCCGAGCUUUUUCUUCCGCAGAUAUGAACCGUACACUCGAGUCUUAAGCUUAAGCAUCAGCACCAAAGCUAACAAUGAACCCACUGCAAUUCAGGCCAAACAUGAAAUACCCAGCUUGAAGACCCACUCCAGAAAGCUCGACAUGAAUACCAACCUGACGGCGACCGAAAAACACGAUAGUGCCAUACUAAUCAUAUGCAAAGUCUGUGGGGCACGAUCUCUCAAGACCAUGGCUGGCGAUUCAUACAAGAAAGGCAUUGUUAUUGCCAAGUGUGAUGCCUGUAACAAUUUUCAUGUUAUUGCUGAUAAAUUGGGAUUGUUUGGGGAGUCUGGUAUUGUUAGUGUGGAGGACUUUUUGGCUGCUCGUGGGGAGGAAAUCAAGAACGGAAGAGGUCCGUGUGGCACUGUGAACCUGAUGCCAAAAAAACUACCCACAAAAACAAGCAAGGCAAAAACCAAGGGAAAAAAGAAGGAUCUUGCUGGAAAUAAAGAAACUUAGUAGGUGUAUUAGGUUGGUGUAGUAUGGGCCAAGAAUUUACAUAUUAUUGACUCGGUCCUUUAUGGCGACUUGUUAUGUUUUGAGCUCUGUUCGACUUUAUGUUUAUUUAUGCAAGAUAUGCUUCUCUCCUUGAUGGUUUGGUGAUAUUCAAAUAAUUGUCAGGUUGAUAUGAACUAUUUGUUGAUAUUGUUUUCGAAUUGGAGGUUGUGGAAUGUUGUGGAAAUGCAUGUCAUAGAUGGAAUAUACCAUCAUAGACAUGUUUUAAAGAAUACUUGUAAUCGGGUUGUGUGCAGGAAAAUGUGCUUUAGCUUUCAUGUUCAUGGAAGGAGAGAUCGGUAUUAAUCUAUCAAAUCUUGGCAAGAGGAGUUAUGUAUAACAGUGUGGAUUUGAUCAAAUCUUGG
Messenger RNA from Striga asiatica, 1099 nucleotides. NCBI's taxonomy places the organism in Eukaryota, Viridiplantae, Streptophyta, Magnoliopsida, Lamiales, Orobanchaceae. The record is from the annotation of a GenBank genome assembly.